Coregonus clupeaformis (lake whitefish) is the source of this 1619-nucleotide messenger RNA. Its product is annotated as transcription factor HES-7-like. Lineage: Eukaryota; Metazoa; Chordata; Actinopteri; Salmoniformes; Salmonidae. The coding region runs from base 115 to 1197 and encodes 360 amino acids. The transcript has 4 exons. Gene Ontology annotation, molecular function: protein dimerization activity; DNA-binding transcription factor activity, RNA polymerase II-specific; RNA polymerase II cis-regulatory region sequence-specific DNA binding. The record is from RefSeq and is a predicted model, not a curated record. Gene Ontology annotation, cellular component: nucleus. Gene Ontology annotation, biological process: regulation of transcription by RNA polymerase II; regulation of neurogenesis; anterior/posterior pattern specification.
UUCGUUGGUGAGUGUGGAGACUUCCUUUUCAGCUUCUUUGGCCGGAUUUGAUUAAUUUAUCGUUUUCUUUUUGGAAAAGUAGUCUUUAUUCAUAUAGGCCUACUUCAUCGAGGAAUGUUGGAAGGAUCAAACAUGAAUAAUCGAGGCCUACUUCAUCGAGGAAAGUUGGAAGGAUCAAACAUGAAUAAUCGUAAAGCCUUAAAGAGGGUUCUUAAACCGGUAAUUGAAAAGAAGAGGCGUGAUAGGAUUAACCAACGGUUGGAUGAGCUAAGGACUAUACUGCUAAACAACACUUCUGACAUGCGGCUGAAAAAUCCUAAAUUGGAAAAAGCGGACAUUUUAGAGUUGACUGUCGAUUACAUACAAAGAAAAGCAAAUGGGAACAAUAGCAAAGCCCUCACAGAAAAUCCUGUGAAAGAGUCCUCUACUCCAGUGACUAGUGCUGUGAGUUCCAAAAGGACAGGCCCCAUACAUGAGCACACACAGCCCCCACCCAACCCCAUCUACAGUGCAGGUUUCAGAGAGUGCAUCUCCCGCCUGGGCAACGACAUUGACAGCGUGGAUCCCUCCCAGAGAGAGAGCUUUGUCCAGGAACUGAGGGACCACCUGGAUGCCCACAGCGCCUGCCCUCUGGGGAGGGUGCAGAGCCAGACCUUUCCCCUGAACCUCCAGUCCUGGGGCCCUGGAGCAGAAGGAACAUGCUUCCUGGGCAGAGUUCAGAACAGGAAGGACAGCACAGUGAUGGGUCAUCAACAAGCAGGCAGGGAGGCCACCUUCCCUAACAUCAACACCUCUCUUUCCAUCUAUCCCAGCACCUUUGUACUCCACCAACCCUACCCUACCCAACACAUCUCGCACCCAUACCCGUCUCCUCCUUACUCCCUCUCACCCCCACCCUCCCCCUGUUACUCAAACUCCUCGCCACCUUUCACCACUACCUCUCCAUACCUCUCCAUGCCCUGCCACUUCCCCUUCCCUCCUUCUCCCUCUGAACAUCCAUCAGAUUCCUUGUCAUCCUUGUCUUCUCACUCUACAUCUCUGCUUGUGGUGCCUCUGGUACCAGCCCAUCCUCCCCUGGUGUCCAGUCCCCCCACCCCUCUACGUCCCUCUGGCCCUGUGCCCGACGUCCCAACAAGGACUCUGAGGCGGUCACUGUUUCACAUCCAGCCCCAGGCAAUAUGGAGGCCCUGGCCCUGAUAUACAGUGGAGGGUAAGUGAAAUCCACCCAGGACAUGUACAGGUCUCCACAAUCUGUGUUCUGAGAGCAUCUGGCCAUCCAGAUCAUCACUGGACGCAUUCAGGACAACAUUCAUCUUUCCUAUCAAGCAGCGCGUGGUGAGGGCCGGCUACAUUAGAAAGAUGUCAAGGACAAUCAAACGUUUUCUGACAACCUGUCACUGUCACUUUAAAAGGCCUGUUAACAGACUGAAGAGUUCUCUGUUUUAUGACGUUUUCUGAAGAGCUUACUGUGUAGACUGCCUGGACCUCCUCUUUGUUUUCUGGUCAUGGACAAUGGAUUUUCUUCUUUUACAAUCCUAUACAGUUUUUCCCUGUAUCAGAUUCUUUCUUAAAUUGUAAAACAUUGUAUAUUUAUAUUUGAUCAUGUACAAAGUAUUGUA